Armigeres subalbatus is the source of this 1338-nucleotide messenger RNA. RefSeq lists its product as uncharacterized. The record is from RefSeq and is a predicted model, not a curated record. Gene Ontology annotation, biological process: sensory perception of smell. Gene Ontology annotation, molecular function: olfactory receptor activity; odorant binding. The transcript has 6 exons. Gene Ontology annotation, cellular component: membrane. Bases 1 to 1338 code for a protein of 445 amino acids. Lineage: Eukaryota; Metazoa; Arthropoda; Insecta; Diptera; Culicidae.
AUGGCUGCUAUAAUGGCCAGCCAUACUCAACUGAAAGAUUCCCUCCAAAACCAAACGGAAAACUUGUCUUUGGUUGUGUGGAGUGUUGCAAAAAUAUCGGGUUGGAUCGCUGCAGUUCUUAAAAUGUUGUUGAUCGCACUCCUCCGGGAGCCCAUUGAAGCUAUUCGAAAAUUCAUCAAAAGUAAUGGCGUCAACUCAGGUGAUGAUCAAUAUGAUGAAAUUGAAACAAGGAGCUUCAAUCAGUACGCAAUCACAAUGAUAAAAAUUAUAAUCUGCAUUACAUUGGUGCAAUUUGUAUUUAUGUCGGUGCCAAACUCGGCGGCGAAUGUGGCAUUUGCACUUCCCCCCGAAUUGUCAGGAACUGGACGACUUGUUUCCAACGUUCUGCGUUGGUUAACCGUGCCUUCUAUACCAUUGGCAAUGAAUGUCAGGGUUCUCUCAAAUUCAAUUACUGUAGGUGUUCUUUUGCUCGGUAUGCGAGCCAAGCUCAGAAUGUUAGCUCACCGUUAUGAACAAAUGUUAAACCUCCCUUCUAUGAAUGCGGAUUAUUAUCUUCAGCAAGUUAAGGCUACCCAGGACCAGCAACGAAAAUACUGGAGAUUGCUGAUCGUUCUUAAGAGAUUGGUUGGAAAAACAUUCGCUCUGGCACAUUAUUUCGCAAUUUUCAGCAUUGGAUUGUUUGUUUACACUGCCAAGAUCUCCGGAAUUAAUAUAUUCUCAAUAUCUAUAGCAAUACCACCCUCACUGUUGCUGCUGGAAUACUAUUUUUUGUGUCGGUUGGUUGAUACCUAUCAGGACGAGGCUGCAUCCAUUGGCGAUUUGAUUUUCGAACUUUGCAUCAAAAUACCUUACAGCCGAGAUAACCACUCCGAAUACGUGCAAACAAGAACAGCAUUGAUGAUCACCUGGAUGAACACCCAACAUGGGGUAUCUAUGGACUGCUUCGGAUUGUUUGAAAUUUCAACAAUUGCGUUUGUUGAAUUGGUUAACACUAUUUAUUCGGUUGUCGCUUUUCUGAUGCAGAACUUUAUUUUAUUCAGUAAAGUGCGUACGCAGUACAGUGGCGGUAUCCGACUACUUCAGCCGCUCCAAGUAGUACUGAGGCGGAUACCGCUAUCCAACGUGGCUGACAACGUACAGACAGUUUGCUUUAACCGAGGGAACCGAUGUUGUGAAACGCUGGCCUUGGUGGCCAGCUCCAGCCAGAAUCUCCGCAGUGGGAUUCCAGACGAAGAUUGUCGAUUGUUGAUCACUAGCGAGGAUAGCCGGGAUCCAUGGAUGUUUCGGGUGGUCACUUUGUGGCGCAGCGAUGGCACCAGCGGAAUCAGUCAGAACUAG